AUGGCCAACUAUAGUAGUAAGUACAUUCGAGAUUUUGCAACACUAACUGCUCCCCUUCGUGACCUGACGAAAAAGGAUGUUCGUUUUGAGUGGACUCAAACACACCAAACUGCUUUUGAAAAGCUGAAAAACACGCUUGCAAUUGCUCCAUGUAUGUCAUAUUUCGACAAAAACAAACAAACUUUUGUGACAGUUGAUGCUAGUCCUGUAGGAAUUUCUGGAAUUCUUUCUCAGAAACCAAGAAACGGUGACGUAGACAGUCAACAGAUAAUUGCAUAUGCCAGCCGAGCGCUGACUGAUACAGAAAAGAGAUACUCCCAGACGGAAAAAGAAGUGUUAGCGAUAGUAUGGGCAGUUGAACAUUUCCAUUUAUUUUUAUUUGGAAGUGAAUUUACACUAAUAACUGACCAUAAACCUUUAGAAAUUAUUUAUGGCCAACGUACAGCCAAAACAACUGCAUGA
Molecule: messenger RNA, 462 nt
Organism: Paramuricea clavata
Lineage: Eukaryota; Metazoa; Cnidaria; Anthozoa; Malacalcyonacea; Plexauridae
Source: the annotation of a GenBank genome assembly